This is a messenger RNA of Carassius auratus (goldfish), 1008 nucleotides long. RefSeq names its product adhesion G-protein coupled receptor G2-like. NCBI's taxonomy places the organism in Eukaryota, Metazoa, Chordata, Actinopteri, Cypriniformes, Cyprinidae. Gene Ontology annotation, cellular component: plasma membrane. The transcript is spliced from 6 exons. Gene Ontology annotation, molecular function: G protein-coupled receptor activity. The coding region runs from base 1 to 873 and encodes 290 amino acids. Gene Ontology annotation, biological process: cell surface receptor signaling pathway; adenylate cyclase-activating G protein-coupled receptor signaling pathway. The record is from RefSeq and is a predicted model, not a curated record.
AUGGCAAAGAUACCACAGUCUCAGUCAGAUGCAAACAUCACAGCUCUGCAUCUGGAAUCGCUGACUAUAAUUUCUUCUGUCGGCUGCGGCAUCUCCAUGUUUUUUAUGGCAGUCACUUUGUUCAUGCAUUUCCUGCUACGGAAAGCAGAAUCAAAUCAGGCCACGAAGAUCCUGAUGAAUAUGUUUGCGGCUUUGUUUUUACUGAAUGGCUCGUUUUUGUCAAACGAGAGCGUCGCUAACACAGGAGACAACGCUGCGUGUGUCUUCAUAGCGCUGCUCCUGCAUUACUCCAUGCUGGCCUCAUUCACCUGGUUCUUCAUUCAAGCUCUUCAUAUGUACUUAUGGCUCAUCAGACAGAACGUCUCCAUCACAAACUACAUGAGGAAGAUCACCGUGUUGGGCUGGGUGUGUCCGGCUCCAAUAGUCGUAGUUAUCGUUUCUGUAGGAGGAUAUGAAACGAUGAUCCUGAACGCAACGUCUGGAAAAAUUACACGAAUGUGCUGGAUUACAAACUCUUACAUUCACUACAUAGUGAACAUCGGCUACUAUGCUUUAGUUUUCAUCUUCACGACAGGAAUCUUCAUCAUGAUCGUCACUAAGAUUAUUCAGUCCAGAAUCAUAAAAGCGACUGAAGACAAGAGAAAGACGUUCAGAAAGCAUCUGAUGAUGGUGUUGAGUUUGUUCCUGCUCUUCGGUCUGACGUGGUCUGUGGCGUUCUUCAGUUAUGGACCGAUGCUCAUUCCCUCAUAUUACAUAUUCACUGUGCUGAACUCGUUUCAGGGGUUUUUUCUCUUCCUGUAUUACUACAACAUACACAAAGACAUUGCGGGUAAUUUCUCAGAUGAUCCAGAAAGCACAGAAUCCAUUGUUUAAUUUAGUGUUUAUGCUUUGGAAAACAAUAAUGUUAAUGUAAAGUUGUGCAUAAUUAGGACAGAAGGCUUCUUUGUCUCAGACUUUCUUAGACUGAUUUCUUAAACUGAUCUGUACAGUUUUUGUUCAGUGGGAAAC